Molecule: messenger RNA, 10022 nt
Organism: Sitodiplosis mosellana (orange wheat blossom midge)
Lineage: Eukaryota; Metazoa; Arthropoda; Insecta; Diptera; Cecidomyiidae
Gene: Nf1
Product: neurofibromin
Exons: 27
Coding region: 758-9262 (2834 amino acids)
Biological process (GO): regulation of GTPase activity
Source: RefSeq, a predicted model, not a curated record
GCACGCUAUUGUGCAGCUUUGUUUCAGAAUUGCAGAUGUAGCAGUUUAAAUAGUCCAUUUUUGUUCAGAAUGUUUAUGGUUCUCAAAUUUUGGUGCAAACUUCUUUUCCUUGUGCUCAACCAAUUCUUCAAAGUUCGUGUAAACAACGGAAAUCGUAAAAAUUUGAAAACAAUCUAUUAUUUCACUUUGGAUAAAUUUGAAAUUCACAAUUUUAACGAGAGAGUGUAAAAGAUCAAAUGAAUUAUUUUUUACAGUUGAAGCGUCACUCACUUGUCAACAACAACAGAAAAUAAAACAACGCCUGACUUUUCGAGCUGUCAUUCGCAAUGUUUGAGCAUUUCGUGUUCGAUCACGCUGUCAACAGGCCCGAGCAUUGUUUUUAUAAUGUUCGACAGCAACUGAACUUGGAGAAGAAUCUCCCAUCUGUGAGAGGUGUAUGUGUGUUGUUGUGACAUUUACUCUCAUUGUGAAUUCCGAUAUUGUAUUAGGUCGCAUAGCACAGUUCUAUCUGAAACGCCUGUGCGCUUACAACCCAGACCAUCGAGGAAGACGAAAAAAGAAACUCCGUCGCACGAUUGAAAACGGGAAAAUUCGUAUUGAAUUUGGAUUUCCAGCUGCUGAAAAGUUACCAGCUUCACAUGGCAACGUGUUAAAUUUCGUGUGAAAAUGUGAAUCAAUCGACGAAACGAAAGUGGAGAAAAAAAAAAUUGCAUAAAAAACUGUUGUGCGUGCAAAGUGCGGGUGUGGAUAAAAAAAAAUGGCAACGCAAAAACCUGGCGAAUGGGCCAGUUGCAUUUUAUCGAGAUUUGAAGAGCAGCUACCAGUCCGUGUUGGGAUUCACAGCCCACAGGCGCGUCAAAAUUAUGAGCAUACUAUGACAUGUUUGAUACAAAUAUCACGAUAUAAAUUCUCAUUGAUCCUUGCUGGUCUCACAAAAGCACUUCAGCGUACAAAUGAAUCGUGGGCAAAUGGAACGAUACGCCAAAUGGAGCCAGAGCGAUGUUAUCACGAUACUUUAGUUAUAAUUUUAACAACUCUGGAACGUUGUUUAAGCAAUCAAACCAAAGAUACAUCACGGUUCGAAGAAGCAAUGAAUGUGAAAUUAUUGCUUCGUGAACUAUGCCAAUUUAUUUAUGUGAAUGAAUCAAAUUCGAACGCACAAUCGCUCAAGGCGCUCGCAUCAAAAGUCAUCUUUGCAUUGUCACAAAACCAUUUCGGUGCUGUAUUCAAUCGAAUUUUGGCUCGGCUGCAAGAGUUGAGCGCAACAUCGGAAGAAAAUCCCGACUCUGGUGACCUUGAACUCAUUCAACACAUUGACUUGGAUAUCAAUCGAUUAAUCAAACUAUUGACUGAAAUCAAUCAAAAGUUCCGCAUGGUGAAGAAGUCAGCCCAUUUGGCUCUCUCUAUUUCACUAGAGAAAGCAAUUUGGAAUUGGGUUGAAUUUCAUCCACACGAAUUUGCCGAAAUACAACGAAAUCAAAACGACGAACUGGCCAAAUGCUGUGAAAUCCUAUUCGAUAUACUGGACUCGUAUGUUGAUAACAAGAAAAUGCGCACCAUUGUUUGGCCGCUACAGAUACUAUUGUUGGUUUUAUCUCCGAAAGUGUUGGAGGAAAUUGUGAAUGCAGACAGUGGUGCUCCGUGUUCGCCGCGUCAUUUAAAGAAAAAGCACUUCAUUGACACCAUUAAAAAAGGUGUAACCGCACACGCAUCGUCCAAACAAUUAACCGAAUCGGCAGCUAUUGCGUGUGUUAAACUGUGCAAAAUUUCAACGUACAUACCGACAACAGAAUCAACAAAUGUCACAUUCUACCUGGUGCAGUGCGUCAUCAAUGACAUUAAGGCAUUAUUAUUCAAUCCAGCAAAGCCGUAUGCUCGUGGCCAAGGACCAAAUUGCUCGGAUAUUGAACUGAUGAUCGAUUGUAUGGUUGCAUGUUUUCGUAUAACACCUCACAAUGCGGAGGCACAAAAGGCUUGCCUCCUUUUGAGCGCACCACCUGCUUAUCAUUUUGUGAUUGUUAGCUCUUUGCUGAGAAUUGUGACUCAGCCUCGUCUUCCGUGGUGGCCACAAAUCGAUUUGGUGUAUGCGCGGUCCGAAGCGUUGCGAAAUUUAUUCACAGACACUUUGAACAAAGCGACUCAAGGGUACAUUGCACACACACCGCUUCGAAUGAUCACAUCACUCACGUUGAAAGCCAAAGAUGGCCAGAAUCGAUUAACUCGGCCCGAAGAUGGAAUUGCUCAUAAAACGUUGCUUUUGCUUAUGGUUCGAUUGGUUCACACAGAUCCGAUGCUACUGCUCAAUGUACGAUCGAAUAGUGAUCAACUAAACAGUGAUGUGAACUUCAUGAAGAUUGGUCACGAUGUGUCCAGUUCAACGGUUGAAUUGAUAAAUGGUCUGGUAAGUUUGGUGCAUCAGGCGACAAUGCCAGAUGUUGCUCAAGAAGCUAUGGAAGCCCUACUCGCUUUGCAUGCACCAGACAAAAUCGAAGUAUGGAAUCCAGAAGCGCCGGUCAACACAUUCUGGGAUCUCAGCUCGCAAGUGAUGUAUUCAAUUUCGCAAAAAUUGGUGCAACACCAAAUUGCCAACUACUCCGAUGUGUUGAAGUGGUUAAAAGAGAUUUUGAUUUGUCGAAACACAUUCUUGCAACGGCACAAGGAUUACGCCAACGUCGGAACUCAUGUGCAAAUUUGCUAUAAUGCGCACAACAAAUUGGUGGUGGUGCUCUUUACGUAUUUAUGGUCAGUUGAUUUGGAAGCGGUAAUAACCGCUUUGUCCUGCUUUGGAUUAUUGUGUGAAGAAGCUGACAUACGCUCCGGACCGGAUGAAUCGCCACUAAGUAUUACAGGUAAUUAUCCUUCAUAUCAGGAGCUAGCUCAAGUUGCAUCAACAGUGAAAGCAUCUAAUCCAACCAGUCGGGAGGAUUCAAAGUUUUCAUUCUACGAACAAACUCAAGGCCGUUUCUUGCUUCAGAAGAAAAUUAUGGCUUUGCUGCGAAACGUUCAGUACUGGGAUGAAGGUGUGCAAUCAGCAUGGGAAGAAACGUUCCGAAAUUGGGAAGCAACUUGCAAAAUUUUGCAAUCUUAUCCCAAAGGAAAGUCAGAAGAUGGCCAAGAAAUAUUUCAUCGUGCCAUUGGCAAACGCAGAGCUAGUCAUCAAAGUUCGGAACAUGAUCUUGAAGAGCAAAUCAAUGAAUGGGCCAAUAUGACGUGGUUCCUGCUAUCGCUCGGUGGUGUUUGCUUACAUAAAAGACGACCACCGAAGAAUAACUCACAAUCGGAAGAUUCGAUAAAACAUCAACAAUCCAUGUCAUCGUUGAAUGCAUCGCUCAGCUCAUCCGGCCGUGGAUCAAUGCAUCCAAGCACCACAUCAUUGGCCACAUUGAAUGCCAGUCCACAGGAAGUGCAAUACUGCCCAGUCACCCAAUUCAUAAGUCAAUUGCUUCGAUUACUUGUGGCCAGCAACGAGAAAUUUGGACCACAAAUUCAGAAACAUGUAAAAACUUUGGUAGGAGAGGAGAUGGCACCCGAUCUCUACCCACUAUUAUUCGAUCAAAUUCGUGGUAUUGUCGACAAAUUCUUCGACCAACAAGGUCAAGUGAGACCGGUUAUUGUUUCCGACAUCAACACUCUGUUCAUCGAGCAUAUAAUUCACAUAAUGAAAUCGAUUUUAGAAGGUCGCCAAAAUAAAGAGCAAAACGAGCAGCCAACGGUGUCCGAGCAUUUGGGCAUAACAAGUAUUGAAGGGAUGAUGUUGGGCAUUGUGCGAUAUGUGCGGCACUUGGAUAUGACUGUGCAUGCGAUUCACAUAAAAACGAAACUGUGUCAAUUGGUUGAAGUGAUGAUGAAGCGUCGUGAUGAUCUCGCCUUCCGACAGGAGAUGAAAUUCCGAAACAAACUGGUCGAAUAUCUAACCGAUUGGGUGAUGGGAACAUCACAUCAGAUUGCGCCUCCAAGCAGUGGCGAUGUUUCAAUUAUGACAAGUACAUCGUUAAUUUUCCGAGACUUAGACUCAGCUUGCAUGGAGGCCGUUGCAGCUUUAUUACGCGGUUUGCCAUUGCAACCGGAAGAGUCUGACCGCGGUGAUUUGAUGGAUGCAAAGAGUGCUCUAUUUUUGAAAUACUUUACACUUUUCAUGAAUUUACUGAACGACUGCGUUGACAUGUCUUCGGAGGCCGAUAAGGAUAUUAGCAAUACGCCAAUGCCUAUCAUUCGACCGAGAAUCACCGCCGGAAAAUUGACAGCUCUACGAAAUGCAACUAUUCAAGCCAUGUCAAAUUUGCUCAGUGCCAAUAUCGAUUCUGGCCUGAUGCAUUCGAUUGACUUGGGCUAUAACACUGAUCUACAAACCAGAGCAGCUUUUAUGGAAGUUUUAACACAGAUUUUACAACAAGGAACCGAAUUUGAUACUCUCGCCGAAACAGUGCUGGCCGAUCGUUUUGAACAACUCGUUCAAUUAGUUACAAUGAUAAGUGAUAAAGGUGAACUACCGAUUGCAAUGGCAUUGGCCAACGUUGUCACCACUGGUCAGAUGGAUGAAUUGGCUCGUGUUUUGGUCACUUUGUUCGAUGCAAAACAUCUACUUUCACCAUUGUUGUGGAACAUGUUCUAUCGAGAGGUUGAAGUGAGCGACUGCAUGCAAACCUUAUUCAGAGGCAACUCAUUAGGCAGCAAAAUUAUGGCGUAUUGCUUUAAAAUAUACGGAGCUGGUUACCUGCAGGAAUUGCUGAAACCACUUAUUAUACCACUGCUUGAUAAGCAGAUCACAUACGAAGUGGAUCCAUCGCGGUUGGCCAACAAAGACGACCUUGAGCCAAAUCGAAAGAAUUUGAUUGCGUUGACCGAAAAGGUGUUUGAUGCCAUUGUCAAUUCGGCCGAACGAUUUCCACCACAAUUAAGAUCGAUGUGCCAUUGUUUGUAUCAGGUUUUGAGCAAACGUUUUCCAAAUCUGCUGCAAAACAAUAUUGGCGCCGUUGGAACUGUAAUCUUUUUACGAUUCAUAAAUCCAGCCAUUGUAUCGGCACAGGAGCACGGAAUUGUCGAAGGGCCUGUUCCUCCUUUACUCAAACGAGGCCUGAUGCUGAUGUCCAAAAUUCUGCAAAAUAUUGCAAAUCACGUCGAAUUCUCGAAAGAGCAACACAUGCUUUGCUUCAAUGACUUUUUACGCGCACACGUUGAGGCUGGAAGAAGAUUCUUCAUUCAAAUUGCAUCCGACUGUGAGUCAUUAGACAAUGUGGCUAGCAUGAGCUUCAUUUCUGAUGCAAAUGUGUUGGCUCUACAUCGAUUGUUGUGGACUCACCAAGAGAAAAUCGGAGAUUAUCUGUCAAGUAGCAGAGAUCACAAGGCAGUCGGACGAAGACCAUUCGACAAGAUGGCCACACUGCUAGCAUACCUCGGACCACCAGAACACAAAAACGAUUCAUGCUUGCGUUGGACUUCCGUAGAUAUAGCGUCGGGUAAUUUUGAAGACAUAAUGAAUAAGCACCAAAUGCACGAGAAAGAGGAAUUCAAAGCGUUGCAGUCGAACAAUAUAUUUUAUCAGUCUGGUCAGAGUAGAAGCGGAUAUCCAGUAUUCUAUUACAUUGCACGGCGCUACAAAAUUGGCGAAACAAACGGUGAUCUGCUCAUCUAUCAUGUCAUAUUAACGCUUAAGCCAUUUUUGCAUGGUCCAUACGAAGUGUUUAUCGAUUUCACGCACACAUGUUCUGAUAACCGCUUCAGGACUGAAUUCCUGCAAAAAUGGUUCCAUGUGCUACCGAGCGUAGCCUAUAAAAAUCUGCACGCCGUUUACAUUUACAAUUGUAAUUCAUGGGUGCGAGAGUAUACGAAAUUCCAUGACCGCAUUUUGCAACCGCUCAAAGGCAACCGAAAGCUGGUAUUCGUCGAUGCAAAAACCAUAUGCGAUUGCAUUGAUCAUGAUCAGCAAAAGCUACCCGGCGCUACAUUGUCAUUGGACGAAGAUUUGAAAGUGUUUAACAAUGCACUGAAAUUGAGCCACAAAGAUACAAAGGUAGCGAUCAAAGUUGGACCGACCGCAUUGCAAAUCACGGCAACGGAAAAAACCAAAGUACUUUCACAUGGCGUAUUGCUAAACGACGUGUAUUAUGCAUCGGAAAUUGAAGAAGUGUGCCUAGUCGAUGAUAAUCAAUUCACACUGUCAAUUGCCAAUGAAAGUGGGCAGCUAAGUUUCAUUCAUAACGAUUGUGAUAACAUUGUUCAAGCCAUAAUUCACAUUAGAAAUCGAUGGGAGCUAAGCCAACCGGAUUCGGUGGUUGUUCAUCAAAAGAUACGGCCCAAGGAUGUGCCGGGAACACUAUUGAAUAUGGCACUAUUAAAUCUGGGAUCAUCGGAUCCUAAUCUGAGAACAGCUGCAUACAAUCAACUGUGUGCACUGACAGCUACAUUUGAUCUCAAAAUCGAAGGACAACUUCUCGAAACUCAAGGAUUGUGCAUUCCAUCGAAUAACACAAUUUUCAUUAAGGCAGUCAGCGAGAAAUUGGCCACAAACGAGCCGCAUUUAACGUUAGAAUUUUUAGAAGAAUGUAUUCAAGGAUUUCAACGAAGUACCAUCGAAUUAAAGCAUUUGUGCUUAGAAUACAUGACACCGUGGUUACAGAAUUUAGUCAGGUUUUGUAAGUCAAGUGAUGACACCAAAAAGUCAAAAGUGUCGCAGAUACUGGAGCGUCUAAUCAAUUUGACGAUCGAACAAAAGGAAAUGUAUCCUUCAAUUCAGGCGAAGAUUUGGGGUUCAAUCGGUCAAAUUCCUGAGCUGAUUGAUAUGGUUCUAGACAAUUUCAUACAGAAGUCAGUUGUGUCUGGAUUAGGUUCACCGCAAGUUGAAAUAAUGGCCGAUACAGCGGUGGCAUUGGCAUCGGCAAAUGUGCAGCUAGUAGCUAAGAAAGUGAUUGGACGUUUAUGUCGCGUAAUUGAUAAGACGUGCACCAAUCCAACUCAAUUUUUAGAGCAACACAUGAUGUGGGACGAUAUCGCUAUUUUGGCACGUUACCUACUCAUGUUGUCCUUCAACAAUUGUUUGGAUGUUGCCAGGCAUUUGCCGUAUCUCUUCCAUACGGUCACAUUCUUAGUGUGCUCCGGAUCGCUUUCGAUGAGAGCUUCAACCCAUGGUCUUGUCAUCAACAUCAUUCACUCACUCUGCACGUGCAGCAAACCAUCUUUCUCAGAGGAAACACAACGCGUGCUCCGUUUAGCUCUCGAUGAAUUUUCAUUGCCAAAAUUCUACUUGCUCUUCGGCAUUAGCAAAGUCAAAUCGGCCGCUGUAACUGCAUUCCGGUCGAGCUGUCGGCACCCAGGUGAACGAUGGCUGGGAAACGAACGAGUCUCACAAACAUUGCCUCCAGAUCGUGAACGUCUUGCAUUGACCUCCCUUGAAGUGAUUGCCGACGCAUUGCUUGAAAUCAUGGAAACGUGUAUGCGCGAUGUGCCAAACUGCGAUUGGCUUCAAACGUGGACAAGUCUAUCUCGAAGCUUUGCAUUCUGUCAUAAUCCGGCACUUCAACCACGUGCGCUCAUUGUUUACGGGUGUAUAAGCAAAACCGCCACCGACCAAGAUGUCAAAGAGAUUUUACGCAUUCUAGUCAAGGCACUGGAAUCAUUUAACGAUAUUGUUUUGAUUGAAGCUCUUGUCAUGUGUUUAACACGGAUUCAACCGCUGUUGCGACAGGAAUCACCGAUCCAUCGAGCACUUUUCUGGGUAGCUAUUUCCGUUCUUCAAUUAGACGACGUGACGUUGUACGCAGCCGGGUUGGCUUUACUUGAACAAAACUUGCAUACGCUUAAUUCGCAGGGUGUUUUUGAUAAGAAUAAUAUCAGCGAUGUUAUGAUGGCAACACGUGAGUCACUUGAAUGGCAUUUCAAGCAACUGGAUCAUGCGGUUGGGUUAUCGUUCAAAAGUAACUUCCAUUUUGCAUUAGUUGGACAUAUGUUGAAAGGUUUUCGACAUCCAACACCAACCACUGUGUCACGGACAUCUCGAGUGCUCACUGUGCUACUGGGAAUCGUUGCUAAACCGAUGCAACGCGACAAAUUUGAAGUCAGCUCCGAUAGUGUUGCAUAUUUAACCGCUCUCGUUGCUGUAUCGGAGGAGGUGCGCUCAAGAUGUCAUGUGAAACAUACAUUACCUAGAUGGCCAGUUGAAACCGAACCAGAUCUGAUCGCAGUUGAUUCCGAAACCAAUCAAACCGAUACGACAAUCAAAGGGAAAUCAUGGCGAAGUUUAGAUUUAACGUUACACUCUCACGGUCAUCAUAAUCAGUUAGGUCAUGUGACGGCGCAUGGUGCAAAUGUGACGGCGCAUGGUGCAUCCCAUGCAAAUCACACAAUGGGACACACCGUGCAACCAUACGCGAAUCCCAUUUAUCAGCGGCACGAUUUUCAAAAUCGUAGAUCUGCCUCCGAACCAGCACACGAACUUCAAGCCGCUAACCGGUUGGCUAGCACCGUCUCCACCGAACAACCAACAAAUAAUCCAAACAAUUCAAACGAACCGAAUCAUCAGCACGGUGAUGAUUGUAAUUAUGUCGAUUGUCUGCAAAAAAUUACAACAGCCAAAGAACGAGGUUCACGAUCUUCAGUGUCAAACGAAUCGAAUGUUUUGUUGGAUCCAGAGGUUAUUCCAGAUCUAUCAACUCAAGCAUUGGUGUUGACUGUACUCGCCACUCUUGUCAAAUACACAUCCAAUGAGAAUGAAACCAGAGUUUUGUAUCAGUACUUGGCCGAAGGUUCCGUUGUAUUUCCGCGCGUAUUUCCAGUCAUUCAUUCGCUGCUUGAUCAAAAGAUCAACAAUGUGCUAUCCAUAUCGAAUGACCAGGCUAUUUUGAAAGCGAUCCAGAGCAUUAUCCAAAAUAUGCUAGCCACAGAAGAUCCAUCACAACAACAAUUGCACUUCCUACAGAGUUGCGGAUUUGGUGGCCUGUGGCGAUUCGCUGGUCCAUUCACAAAGACAAGCUACAAUUUGAUGGGCGAGUCAUCGGAACUGUUUGUCAAUUGCCUGGAAGCAAUGGUCGAGACUUGUUUACCUAUAGAGGAUUCGACUGGAGCACACGUUGUACCAAGAACACACAAUUUGAGCUGCAGUUUGAGCAGUUUAACACUGAAUUCACCAACUGAUAAAGCCUUUUCAACGGAAUCACUUGACGGUCACGAGGGUUUUCGAGGGAGUAUGAGUUCUUUGCGACGCGGAUCAUGUGGUAAACCCCGAUCCGCCUCGGCCAAACAUCGAUUGAGCGAAAGUCCAAUGAAGUAAAUGAAACGCACACUGAAUGUCACAGAGACCAAAAUGUUUUCUUUUCUUUUUUAACUGAACCGUAUAAAAUGGGACGAAGAACGAUUUAUGAAUUAGAUGAACGAAUAUUACGAGUUGCUUAUAUUAGCUGUUCGUAUUACGAUCUAUGUAGCUUAUGUGUUGUCCACAAAAUGAAUCAAAAACUAUGAAUUAUCUAUCUCAAACUUUUAUUAUUCUAGUGUUAGGCGAAUGAGAGGAACAACGGUAAAUGUCCAAUGUACAACUAAUUAAAAUCAACUUUACAUUAUUGUAAAAUGUAUUUAUUGAAUGUGUGUCAUUUAAUCAAAUAUUUAGAUUUAUUUCUAACGAAAAAUUAUAACAAUAAAAAUUCGUAUUAAACGAAUUUAGAGAAAUUGCUGCUAAAAUUUUACCCAGAUUUAGGAUCAUUCAUCCAUUUUUUGUGUUGUAAACAACAACUUACAAUGUUCGCUGUAAUGUAGCAACUGCACGUUCUGAAUUUUUUUUUUUUUUUUCACAUUAUACUUUAAAAGAUUUUAAUCUCACUUCGUUGUAUUUGUAAGCGAAAUGAUCUAACCCAACUAAAAGAAGAACAACAACUAAUUUUUAAACACAUAUUACAAAAAUUAUUAUUAAUGAAAAUGGGAUAUAUUUUAUAUAAAUGUUGUUUAUUGCCAUUAACUCAAAACAAAAUGUAUUUUAUGGAAAGUGACAAAAGAGGCAGAUUAUUAAUAAAAUUCAUUUAUUCACACAUCUAUACAAA